Molecule: messenger RNA, 654 nt
Organism: Penicillium soppii
Lineage: Eukaryota; Fungi; Ascomycota; Eurotiomycetes; Eurotiales; Aspergillaceae
Exons: 1
Coding region: 1-654 (217 amino acids)
Source: RefSeq, a predicted model, not a curated record
AUGGCAUGGUAUGCGAAAACAAGAUUCUACCAUAUCGUCGACCUGACUGCUUGGCAGCUAUAUCCAUGCCCAGAAUUGCUGACGCGAAUUUGCCCCCAAUAUCGACCAACAAUGUCACAACUACAACACCAGUAUCCAGCAAUAAUCGACUGGACACCAUUCCCAGCGCUGAGGGAUCGAUUGAUUCGGCUACACGCCGCAAAUCCCCAAAUCGACCAAAUAUUCGUCGACAUAGUCAGCAGCUACGUUGUCGAAGCCAGCAUGGCAGAUUUAGUCUUCGGUGCCCCGCAGACAACCGUCUACGUGCGGGUGACUGAUGUCGCCGAAGGCGCAGCUGCAUUGGGCACUAAAGAUAUUGAUCCAUCCACUAUUCUUCCAGCGCCUGAUGUUGCAUCACUGUUUUCUGUUGCGGAGUGUGCCCAGGCGGUGUUCAAACUGUUGAAUAUGGAUCACGGCGUCUCUCAGUACAAGCUUGAUCCUUCAUUCUUCGGGACAUAUCCUGAACUUUUUGAUCCUGAAAAUGAUAUUGCAGCGAAGGGGGUGCCUAUUAGGCCGAAUAGCCAGACCCGUUUGCCAUGUCCGAGACGCUUGAAUGAGCUGAUAUUUCGGACGUAUCAGAGUUUUAUGCAAUUUCAUACAUUUGCACCACUUUGA